CACUAGCUAGUAGUCUGGUGCUUGUAGCUCGGCGAGCUGGUAUUAUAUAUCCUCUAGUGCUGUCGCAUCGAUCGCUCACGCUACGCUAUUAGCUGCCACACCACCGCCUCAUCACUUCCACGACCGAGCCUGCCUGUCAGUUUCUGCGCCACUAGGCCGCGCACUCUUUCUCCUUGGCGACAGCAAUGGCCGCCCAGUGACGGCCCCACACCGGCCGGCGGCAUGCCGGACGACGCGUACCUCCUCUGCGCCGAGGACGUCUUCUUCGGCGCCGCGGCCGGCAGUGCCUCCUGCACCGGCGACGACGACGAGUGCUGCUCCGCCGGCGAGGAGGAGCUGUCGGCCUCCAUCGCCGAGCUCAUCGGCGGCGAGGCCGAGUACUCGCCUCGCCCCGACUACCCCGACCGGCUCCGGUCAAGGUCCAUCGAUCCGGCCGCCCGGGCCGAGUUGGUUGCAUGGAUUCUCAAGGUGCAAGAAUACUAUGGAUUUCUUCCCUUGACAGCCUACCUCGCCGUCAACUACAUGGACAGGUUCCUCUCCCUCCACAGUCUGCCGCAGGAAGACGGAUGGGCGAUGCAGCUGCUGGCUGUGACCUGCCUCUCCCUGGCUGCCAAGAUGGAGGAGACCGUGGUGCCCUCACUCCUGGACCUACAGGUAGACGGCACGAGGUACGUCUUCGAGCCGCGGACGAUCGGUCGGAUGGAGCUCCUCGUCCUGAUGGCGCUGAAUUGGCGGCUCCGGUCGGUCACGCCGUUCACCUUCAUCGACUUCUUCGCGUGCAAGGUCGAUCCGGGAGGGAGGCACACGAGAUGCCUCAUUGCCCGGGCCACACGAGUGAUUCUGGCUGCAAUACAUGACAUCGAGUUCCUGGACCACUGCCCGUCGUCGAUGGCCGCAGCGGCGGUGCUCUGCGCCAUGGGUGAGACGCCGUCGCUGGAGUCCGUCGGCCCUGGGGCCGCGGUCAACUGGUGCAUUGGCCUUGCAGAGGAAGGGAUCAGCAGCUGCUACCAGCUGAUGCAGCAGCUGGUGAUCGGCAAUGUGCAGAGGAUAGGCACCACAGAAUCACCAGCAGCAGUGAACCUGUGCUGCUCUGAUGAGGUGCUGUCCUCACAUUCCUCUUCGUCCUGCCCUCCCCCAACAAAGAGGAGGAAGAGGUCACCACCAGGCACAUGAAAACGAAGAACGCAAGUAGAUAGCAUUAUUUACAUGGGGUUUUGCAGAUUAAUUUGAUUUCUUCUAGUUUGUUGUGUUCUUGUGAUUCUUUCUCCUUUUUUACCCAUUUGUUCUCUUCUUUUGGGUUUGGUUCUUUACACCUCGGUGUGGGGGGGGGGGGGACUCUGCCUGUUCGAUUGGUCCUAUUGACAUACGCCAUCAUGGCAGCCUCUGCACUGCCAGCCAGUCUGUGAAGCACGGAGCUCGAUUGGCAAAGCCUCAGGGAGAGGCCAAGCCCACCCGGGUUCGAUCCCCAGGUGUCGCACGCCCCCGUAUGGCCUCCAAAGAAUACUCCGGGUAAUGUGGGGCCGGUCCUUAAAAAAAAGAGAGAAACUGGGAAAGAGAAAGAUAGGCAGCAGACACAUUUGUGUUUCUCUGUGCUGCACUAUGUGGGUCUUCACCCGCAAUGCAGAGUUGCUGAGAAACCAUUCAUUGGUCAGUGAGGAAGCCAUGGGAUCAGGAAAGAAAAAAUGGAAAGAAGGCAGUGCAAUUGCAAUGAGAUGCAGUGGAUGAAUGGUAGGGUUAAAUGAGGUGGUCAAAGAAUGGUCAGGGCUCCUGCCAAGAUGCGGUCCUCCCUGCCAAGCUCUGUUCAUAUUCAUGAGGGCAAAAUUUGUUUGUUUCCGAGUGGUUUGUUUGCAUUUUGUUGGUGUUUGUUACUGAAGAGAGAGAGAGAGAGAGAGAGAGAGAGAGAGAGAUAGAGACAGGGGUGGCAUAUGUGUGUUGGGAGGCACAUGCAUGCAUGCCCUAGUGUGGUGAUGCUCUGGAGUGAAAUAUUUGUCCAUCUCCAGGCUAACAGUGUCCAAGCAUGAGGCUUUUGGGGGGCCCUUGCUGUUUGUUACCAUUUGUAUCUCUUUUUUGUGUAUCAAUAAAGAUAUUGCCAUUUAAAUUGGCUUGAAAAAAAGGGGAGAGAAUUUAUGUGCUUUAUUU
Molecule: messenger RNA, 2139 nt
Organism: Phragmites australis (common reed)
Lineage: Eukaryota; Viridiplantae; Streptophyta; Magnoliopsida; Poales; Poaceae
Product: cyclin-D2-1-like
Exons: 6
Coding region: 223-1173 (316 amino acids)
Biological process (GO): regulation of cyclin-dependent protein serine/threonine kinase activity; mitotic cell cycle phase transition
Cellular component (GO): nucleus; cyclin-dependent protein kinase holoenzyme complex; cytoplasm
Molecular function (GO): cyclin-dependent protein serine/threonine kinase regulator activity
Source: RefSeq, a predicted model, not a curated record